Chelmon rostratus (copperband butterflyfish) is the source of this 1831-nucleotide messenger RNA. It is a transcript of the gene lrrc3ca, whose product is annotated as leucine rich repeat containing 3Ca. The transcript is spliced from 2 exons. Lineage: Eukaryota; Metazoa; Chordata; Actinopteri; Chaetodontiformes; Chaetodontidae. The coding region runs from base 593 to 1390 and encodes 265 amino acids. Gene Ontology annotation, molecular function: protein binding. The record is from RefSeq and is a predicted model, not a curated record.
UCACCAGACGCAUGUGAUUAAAUGUGAUCGGCCCGACUCAGACUCGGCAAUGUGGCCGACCAUUUCCAGCCGUUAAGGCUUGCGGUCCGUGCGUAAAUGCACUGCGCGCCACGUGUCUGCCAUUUUAAACUUUGCGUUAUUAUUAGGAUUUGUAUCAUACGCGGGAUCAGAGUCGGUGGGAUAAAGCCGUCGGUGGCGGUGUUGCCCCCGCGCUGCGCCCUCGUCAGUUCGCGCCGGCUCCGGCGAUGUUGCCUGGUUUUCUGGUUGCGUGGAAACUAAAAGGCUGCGCCGAGCGAGCUCAGAGCUGCAGGAGCUUUUCCACGGACGCUUCGUGGCUGCCGGAGCGGCUCUCAGCACAAGUUUAACGAUCCGCAAGAGGACCCGAUGGAGGCGACCCAAAACACUGACCGACCCGCGUCCGAGAGAGCGCACUGAUCGGCUGGACGGUCUUACUGUCGGACACUUGCCGAGAACCACAUCAUGAAAAGGAGAGGAAAAGCGGCAAAGACGUGAGUUCAACAGCUACUGGGGAGGUUGAUGUGGAUUUCAGGUCCCGCGCCCAGGUAAUCUUCCUGGAGCAUGCCCAUAUCCCAUGAUGUCCCUACCUGCAGACUGGCUGCUGCGCCACUCAGUGGUCAUGUGUUUGCUGCUGCACAGCCUGGUGCUAAUGACCUUCUGCUUUCACCAUGCUGCCACCAGUUGCUCCAAAAGCUGCUACUGCUCUGAGAGCGAGAGCGGCGGCAAGACGGUGCGCUGCAGCAAUCUGCAGCUCACAGAGAUCCCCCAGGAUAUCCCCAACGACACACGACGCGUCUACCUGGACUUCAACCUCUUCACUACAGUCCCAGCAAAUGCUUUUGCAGGUUUGCCUCACCUGGUUGAACUGGAUCUAUCGCAUAAUGAAUUAAGCCAGUUAGAACCAGGGGCAUUCAGAGGCUUGGGCUCCUCACUACAGUUUCUUGACCUUUCUUCGAACAAGUUAGUAAACUUUAACCCUGAGGCCUUCGAGGGCCUGCGGGCUCGCGCUAACCUAACAAACAAUCCAUGGCAUUGUGACUGCAACUUGCAGAUGGCCUUGCCCCGUGUGGACCUGGAGCCCGCAUCACUGACGGGCAUUGUGUGCCACUCUUCAGAUCCUGAGGAAAUAGGAGUUAAAGGACUUGCCUUUCUGUUGGCACCAGACAUAGACCUAUGUGUGGUGAUGAAGAGGACUACAGACGUGGCCAUGUUGGUUGUCAUGUUCGGCUGGUUCACCAUGGUCAUCUCCUACCUGGUCUACUAUGUCAGGGCUAAUCAGGAGGAUGCCCGCAGACACCUGGAGUAUCUCAAGUCGUUGCCCAGCAGACAGGGCAAGUCAGAGGAGUCUUCCACCAUUAGUACUGUGGUAUAAGGCUGAUGGUAACCAACACCAAACACGCUGGAACUACAACUUGCAGCUACACGGUCAUCAGUCUCAGAUGGUUUUUCCCAGCCGUUGUCACAGAGCCAAGGUGGGCAACAAGACAUGCGCCUGCACAAGAACACCAGGCCGAUGCAACCUAGCCCCGAUGAAUUAUUCAUCUUUCAGCGACCCAUUAGGAGUUUAUUGCUGGCUGAGUUGAUGGUCUAGUCUGUGCGCCAAGGGAGAGAAGGCAGCAGCGUGUUUUUGGCGAGCUCCAAAUAUGGGAUACAAAUGGGAUUUAUCCAGUGGUGCAUGCACCUUGAUGCACCUCGCUCAGACGCAGAGAAUUCCAGAGAGCGAUUCAGACAGCGAUACAAGCAGUGAGAAAGAACAACAGUAGAACGAGGAACUCCAUGUGCAACUGUUUUCCAUUACAACCCUUAUGAUAUU